AUGACCCAUCGACAGGUCGUCUGCUGUUCCGGCGAUGAUUUGAACCCUCAUAAUAUGUCGUAUGGAUUGGAGAAUGAAUUAACUAGCAGAGACAGAGACAUGCACAAAACAGCAGCAUACUACAAUCACGCUCCACCCUACCAAGCGUACUUUCCUGUUGAAAAUGGAUAUCCAUCUUUUGAUGCACCGUAUGGGCAUCCGAGCCCCUCUCCACCAGGUGGUGACUUCUAUCCGUGUUCUCUUCAGAGUUCUCAUAAUCCCUCACAUGGAUCUGAAUAUAUUCCUACCCAGGCACAUUAUCCAGGAAAUGAGCCGUACCCUAACGGCCACAGCAUACAAACCAUUUCCUGUCCCCCAGGAGGAACUAAUACCGGCACACCUAUUUCUGGAAAACAAAGUGAAAUUUAUCCAUGGAUGAAGGAUUCUAGACAAAAUUCAAAACAACGUCAACAACAGCAGAAUCAGUCACAACAACAGAAUUCACAACAACAACAGCAACAACAACCACCACCAGCUACAACACAGACUGCACAACAACCUCAGGCAACGCAACCUCAGCAGCAACAACAACAGUCACAAGGGCAGUCGCAGUCACAGUCAUCACAAUUAUCCGAGCCAACCAAAAGAGCCCGGACCGCCUACACAAGCGCUCAGCUGGUGGAACUGGAAAAGGAAUUUCACUUCAACAGAUAUCUAUGUCGACCACGACGAAUAGAAAUGGCAGCCCUUCUCAAUCUUACAGAACGACAAAUCAAGAUCUGGUUUCAGAACAGAAGAAUGAAAUUUAAAAAGGAGCAAAGACAUAAGUCUUCUGAUAAAUGCGGGCGGUUAGACGGAGGGAAUCUGUCAGGAACGGACAGUGAUAGUCAGGGAUCUUUGUCUGGAGGGCCGGACGGCCUAGGCAGUGACUGUGGCGGUAAACUUAGUCCGGACGGUCUAACUCACGGAAACGUGAACGGGCACGGAUUACAAUCCGGAAUGGGGUUAUCUAUUCACCAGGGGAUGCCUCAACAGCAUUCACCUCAACUGCCAAGUCCUCAGCCUCAUCCCCACUCCAAUCAGACUAAUAUCGGAGUGACGUCAUAUCCGGGAGAAAAUGUCAUGAAUCCAUAUCAGCAGUAUCAACAGAAGCAGAGUCCCAAUUCUCCUUUAAUGAAACCAUCAAUGUCCCCCAACCCACAUCACCAGAAUGGACCAAAUAUGAACAUGCAAAACAUGGGUCAACCUCAUCAGCAGCAACAACCUCCCCAGCAUCAUCAGCAUCAACAACAUAUGACGUCACAUCAACAGUACUUACACGUGAGCCAGUCCGGCCAAGGUUAUCACUCCGGUCAUUAUAUGAAUAACAUGUACCCGGAUGUAAACCCUAUGGAGGACGCUGACCCCGGGGUCAACUUAGGGGUUAACUCUAUAUACCCGUCCAACAUGCCUUGUGCGGUCAGUAGCGUCAAUAACUGUUACUCUCAGGGCUAUGACUAUGUGCCAAAACUGACUCAUCUUUGA
This is a messenger RNA of Ylistrum balloti, 1503 nucleotides long. RefSeq names its product homeobox protein Hox-D3a-like. The record is from RefSeq and is a predicted model, not a curated record. The transcript has 2 exons. Lineage: Eukaryota; Metazoa; Mollusca; Bivalvia; Pectinida; Pectinidae. Gene Ontology annotation, biological process: regulation of transcription by RNA polymerase II. Gene Ontology annotation, molecular function: DNA-binding transcription factor activity, RNA polymerase II-specific; RNA polymerase II cis-regulatory region sequence-specific DNA binding. Gene Ontology annotation, cellular component: nucleus. The coding region runs from base 1 to 1503 and encodes 500 amino acids.